GUCCUUAGUCGGUAAACUGCAUCUAAUCGUGUGCUUGCAGGUCAAAAGUUCGCCAUAAUCAUAUUCUUUUGGCGUGAGCUUGUAAAACAAUUAGAAUAUUAAAAAAGAAGGGAUUACGAAGUACCACAUUAGUGAUGUGUCGGUCAAAGUUGAGGAACGAUAAUUGCAUGAGUUAAACGCAUUUUGCUAAGUCUAUUUUCAAUGUUUAUCAGUGUUUAUCAGUGCUCUUUGCUAUGUUGUUAUAUGCUUCUAUCGUCAUCCUAUUUUGUGUAUAUUUUUAUUUAAAAAAGUCUCAAAACCAAAAUGCUUUAUCUAAGUUUCCUGAACCGCCGGGGAAUCCACUUUUGGGCCACGUGUCUGCUAUCACAUCAACCACACGUAUAAUAAGCAACGUUUCCCACUACAUUGAAAAUUAUGGCAAAACUGUGACAAUAAGAAUAGGGCCAUUGUUUUUUCCCGUAUUGAGAGCUUUGGUCACCACUGAUUACAAAUUUUUUGAAUUUGCAUUAGGUGGGAGCAAAAUUUUAACAAAAUCAGAAAAUUAUCAGUUCUUGCGAGACUGGCUAGGGAAUGGAUUGCUGAUAAGCGACGGCGACUACUGGAAGAGACACCGGAAAAUUUUGACACGGGCCUUUCAUACUGAGGUCCUAAAAGACUUUGUUUGCGUUUUUGAAUCCGUCGGUGAUGUUCUAAUAAAAAAAUUGGAGAAGUAUGACGGAAAACCCAGCGUUGAUGUACAUCGUUUGAUCACCUUAUGUACUCUAGACAUAAUCUGUGAAACUGCAAUGGGAACAAAAUUAAACGUCCAAAGUGGGGAAAAUUCGCGAUAUGUGGAAAGUGUGCAUCAGAUGUGUCGAAUCGUGAUAGAAAGAGCCUUGUCGUUCAUACGAUUUUUCAACUGCACAUUUUGGUUGUCCAGAGACUACUAUAUUCAGAAAAGUGCACUCAAAAUCUUGCAUGGUUUUACACUGAGUGUCAUCGAUUCCAAAAGAAGCAAAACUGUACAUAAAAAAAGCAAAAGAAUGGCUUUCUUAGAUUUGCUUUUAAAGGUUUCUCACGACGAGAAUCUCCUCAAGAUCGAUGAAAUUCAGGAAGAAGUGGACACGUUCAUGUUUGAGGGACACGAUACAACGGCUUCAGGUAUUUCUUUCAUCCUGUAUUGUUUGGCCGACCUUCCUGAAGAACAGGAAAAAGUUCUACAAGAGCAAAAGGAACUGUUCGGAGAUGACAAAAAUCCCCGAGUAACUUAUUCAGAUUUACAAGACAUGAAAUAUUUAGAAUGCGUUAUUAAAGAAACGUUCCGGUUGUAUCCUCCGGUGCCGGUAAUAGGACGACUUGCAACUGAAGACGUUAAAUUUGACGAUUGUUUGAUACCUAAAAACACCAACAUCGUUUUUUUCAUUUACGGUUUGCACAGAAGUUCGGAGUUUUUUCCGGAGCCGGAAAAAUUCAAACCCGAAAGGUUCCAAAAUUUCGACAGCGCUUUUCCGUUUGCUUACAUUCCGUUCAGUGCCGGCUCAAGAAAUUGUAUCGGUCAAAGAUUCGCCAUGUUGGAAAUAAAAAGUGUAAUUUCGAAAAUCGUGAGGAAUUUUGAAAUUAAACCAACUUUACCCAGGCAUGAGCUGCAAUUAUCUGUGGAAGCGGUCCUGAAGUCGGUGAAUGGGAUUAAAGUUGAGCUAAAAAAGCGAAACUGAUGUAAUUGCUUUUGUUUCAUUAAUUUUGUGUGGUGGAAAUAUAUUUCUUUGUAGUUUGCAUUUUUUGUAAAAACUAAUAUCAAUUAUCGUGGUGAUAAACACGUUUUAUAGGUGCA
Zophobas morio is the source of this 1810-nucleotide messenger RNA. RefSeq names its product cytochrome P450 4V2-like. The record is from RefSeq and is a predicted model, not a curated record. The coding region runs from base 234 to 1694 and encodes 486 amino acids. Lineage: Eukaryota; Metazoa; Arthropoda; Insecta; Coleoptera; Tenebrionidae. The transcript is spliced from 8 exons. Gene Ontology annotation, molecular function: iron ion binding; heme binding; monooxygenase activity.